Molecule: messenger RNA, 3266 nt
Organism: Paramecium pentaurelia
Lineage: Eukaryota; Ciliophora; Oligohymenophorea; Peniculida; Parameciidae
Source: the annotation of a GenBank genome assembly
GAAUGGCCGAACAAGAUGAUGAUGUAGGAGCUAUUUUUGAUCAAUAAAACAUAAAAAGAAUUUAUGAGGAGUAAUAAAGAAUGGAAGCAAAAUUUAAGGAGAGUGGAUGGUAAUUGUUUUCUCGAUCUCCACCUAAAAUAAAUUCUUCAAAACCUCUUUAAUUUAUGCAAUUAGAAUGUGAUUAUUAUACUUAAGGGUAAUAAAGUGUAAUAAGAAUGUUUGGUGUUACAGCUGAAGGGAAUUCAAUACUAUGUCAUGUUUUUAAUUUUUUAUCAUUCUUUUAUAUGCAAGCACCAGUUGAAUUACUUUUAGAGCCUUAACAUAUCUAAUAAUUUUAAAAAGAAUUUAAUGUAUUAUUAGCAAAACAGAAAAAUUUUGGUGGUAAAGAACCAAUAUUAAAAAUUGAAGUUUGUUAGAAAGAAUCAAUAAGAUACUACAAAGGAGAUAAUAAAAAAAUAAAUUAUUUAAAGAUAUAUGUUGUGCAACCAGUUUAUGUUGCAUAAAUAAGAAAUUUCUUAAAAAGUGAUAAUAGAAUGGUAUGUGAUAUGGAAUUACCUUAAUUAACAUUUGAAUCAAAUAUACCAUAUGCAUUAAGAUUUAUGAUUGAAUAUGAUAUUGUUGGUAUGGGUUGGAUAGAAUUGAAAGACUAUGUAAUAAGAGAUGAUUAAAACAAAAUAUCAUCUUGUUAGAUAGAAAUCAAUGUAGAUUGUUUACAUGUAAAAUCAAUACCAUUGGAUGAAAAAUCAGAUAUUGCUCCAUUAAGAAUUUUAUCAUUUGAUAUUGAAUGUGCAGCUGAGAAAGGAUUUCCAAAUGAGGAACAUGAUCCUAUAAUAUAGAUUGCUUGUAUUGUUAAAGUACAUAAUCGAAGUGAGGAAUUAAUUAGAGUUGUAUUUACACUUGGAGAUUGUGAAAAGAUUCCAGGAGCAUGGGUUAAGUCUUUUUAGAAAGAGGAAGAUUUACUAAAUGAAUUUUAAGUGUUUUUUUCAGGAUUAGAUCCUGAUAUUAUAAUAGGUUAUAAUAUUUAGAAUUUUGAUAUACCUUAUAUAUUGAAUAGAGCACACAAUUUAAGAUUAAAGAAUUAUGGUAUAUUUGGUAGAAUACCUACAACAUAAUCAGUAAUUAAGAAUGGUAAAUUCUUAAGUAAGGCAAUGGGAAUGAGAGAAACAAAAGAUAUUAAUAUUGAAGGGAGAAUAUAAUUGGAUAUGAUGAUUCACAUGAUGAAAGAACAUAAACUUUCAUCUUUUUCAUUAAAUAAUGUUAGUUUUCAAUUUUUAAAAUAAUAAAAAGAAGAUGUACAUUAUUCAAUUAUUUAUACACUUUAAAAUAGUAAUUUAUUUAUUUUAUAAUAUUUUAGAAAGUCCUGAGACAAGAAAGAGAAUAGCAGUAUAUUGUUUAAAAGAUGCUGAAUUACCAAUAUUAUUAAUGGAUAAAUUAUGUUGUCUUUAUAAUUAUACAGAAAUGGCAAGAGUUACAGGUGUACCUAUUAAUUAUUUGUUUAUGAGAGGUUAACAAAUUAAGGUUGCAUCUUAGUUAUUGAGAAAAGCCAAACAUUAUGAUUUCAUAAUACCAACAGAGCAUUUUAAAUCUACAGAUUAAGAAUAUUAAGGAGCAUUCGUAUUAGAUCCAGUAAAGAAUUUUUAUAAGGUUCCUAUUGCUACUCUUGAUUUUGCUUCCUUAUAUCCAAGUAUUAUGAUGGCUCAUAAUAUGUGUUAUAGCACAUUGUUAAAUACAUCUCCUAAUAAGGUUGGUUUAGAAGAGGAACAAGUUACAAUAUCUCCAGAAACUAAUGCAAUAUUUGUUAAACCAAAUAUUAGAAAAGGAAUGCUUCCAUUAAUUCUUGAGGAUUUAAUUAAUGCAAGAAAGAAAGCAAAAAAUUAAUUAGCUUAAGAAACUGAUCCAUUCAAAAAAGCAGUUUUAGAUGGUAGAUAAUUAGCAUUGAAAAUAUCAGCUAAUUCUGUUUAUGGAUUUACAGGAGCUUAAGUUGGUUAAUUGCCUUGUUUAGAAAUAUCAGCUUCUAUUACUAGUUUUGGUAGAUAAAUGAUUCAAUUUACAAGAGAUACUGUAUUAGAACAUUAUAGCAAGAAAAAUGGAGCAUAAUUUGAUGCAGAAGUUAUUUAUGGUGAUACAGAUUCAGUUAUGGUUAAAUUUGGUGAUUAUUCAGUUGAAUAAGCUAUGGCUUUAGGAAGAGAAGCAGCUGCUUUGAUUUCUAAAAAAUUCAUAUAACCUAUUAAACUAGAAUUUGAAAAAGUUUAUUUUCCAUAUUUAUUAAUGAAUAGAAAGAGAUAUGCUGGAUAAUUAUGGACUAAACCUGAUAAACCAGAUAAAAUUGAUACAAAAGGUAUAGAAAGUGUUAGAAGAGAUAAUUGUUUUCUUAUUAGAAAAAUGGUUACAGAAAUUUUAUACUUUUUACUUAUUAAAUAAGAUGAAAAAUCAGCUGUUUAAUAUACAAAAGAAUAAAUUAGAAAUUUAUAUUUAAAUAAAGUUGAUAUCUCUGAAUUGGUUAUUACUAAAUCAUUAAAUAGUAAAAAAGAAGAUAAAGAUGGAGGUAAAGAUAAAGAUAAAAAGAAAAAUUAAAAUGAAGAUGAUGGAAAUAAAUUAACUAAAAAUUAUAAAUAAAAAUAAGCUCAUGUUGUUGUUGCAGAAAAAAUGUAGAAUAGAGAUGCUUCUAAUGCUCCAUCUGCUGGUGAUAGAAUUGCCUAUAUUAUUAUUUAAGGGGCUAAGGGAUCUAAAACUUAUGAAAAUGCAGAAGAUCCUGUGGAAGUUUUGGAGAAAGAUUUUCCUAUUGAUUUUGAUUAUUAUGUCAAUAAUCAAAUCAAAAAACCAAUCAUGAGAUUAUUUGAAUUUGUAAUACCUAAUCCAGAGAGUAUAUUUGUUGGUGAUCACACAAUGUCAAGAUAUAUACCAAAAGUUAAUAUAAAUUCUGCAUUGGGUAAAUUUGUCUAAAAAAGAACAGCUUGUUUAAAUUGUAAGAAAGUUAUAAAAGAAAAUGAAGCUCUAUGCAAUUUUUGUCAUGAUAAAACUUUAGAAAUUAUGACAAAAUCAUCAAUUGUAUUUAUAAUAUUGUUAAUAAAUUUUAGAAACUUUAAGAGUUAUAAAUUAAUUAUCAUAAAUAUUGGACAACUUGUUAGAGUUGUUAAGGAUCUUUAUUAGGAGAUAUUUUAUGUAGUAAUAGAGAUUGUGAAAUUUAUUAUAAAAGAAUCAAGGUUUAACGUGAUCUUAAGGAAUAAUGGGAUGAAAUUGAUAAAUUAUAUGCUUAAUAAUAAUGA